AUGUCGCAGAGUGACGCCGGUUUCAUCGCUGCCCUCGACGAGGCCAAGAAGGGUUAUGACGAGGGCGGUGUCCCGAUCGGUGCCUGCCUGGUUGCCGCUGACGGUAAGAUCCUGGGGAGGGGCCAUAAUCUGAGGAUCCAGAAGGGCAGUGCCACCCUUCACGCUGAGAUGUCGGCCCUCGAGAACGCCGGACGGCUCCCGGCCUCGGCCUACGAGGGCGCUACCAUGUACACCACUCUUUCUCCUUGUGACAUGUGCACUGGAGCCUGCAUCCUGUACAAGGUCAAGCGCGUCAUCCUGGGUGAGAACACCACCUUCCUUGGCGGCGAGGAGCAUCUUCAGCGCAAGGGUAUCGAGGUCGUCAACGUCAAGAGCGCCGAAUGCGAGGCUCUGAUGGCCAAGUUUAUCAAGGAGAGACCAGGUGACUGGAAUGAGGAUAUUGGUGAGCAAUGA
Messenger RNA from Aplosporella prunicola CBS 121167, 453 nucleotides. RefSeq lists its product as uncharacterized. Lineage: Eukaryota; Fungi; Ascomycota; Dothideomycetes; Botryosphaeriales; Aplosporellaceae. The coding region runs from base 1 to 453 and encodes 150 amino acids. Gene Ontology annotation, cellular component: cytoplasm; nucleus. The record is from RefSeq and is a predicted model, not a curated record. Gene Ontology annotation, molecular function: diaminohydroxyphosphoribosylaminopyrimidine deaminase activity. The transcript has 4 exons.